Fonsecaea erecta is the source of this 1374-nucleotide messenger RNA. RefSeq lists its product as hypothetical. NCBI's taxonomy places the organism in Eukaryota, Fungi, Ascomycota, Eurotiomycetes, Chaetothyriales, Herpotrichiellaceae. Gene Ontology annotation, molecular function: lyase activity. The record is from RefSeq and is a predicted model, not a curated record. The coding region runs from base 1 to 1374 and encodes 457 amino acids. The transcript is spliced from 2 exons.
AUGGCGACCCAGCGCCUCGCCGCGUGGGCCACGUCUCUCCGACUGCACGACCUACCCGCGCCCGUGGUCCAGGCCGCCGUGCGCAGCUUCUACAACUGGACGGGCUGCGCGCUGGGCGGGUCGCACCACCGGACGACCACGACGGCGCUGCACGCGCUGGCGCCCUUCUUCGGCAAACCCACGUCGAGCAUCCUGGGCCACACGAACACGGACACGGACGUUGGCAGUGCCGAUGCCUCGCACGCCGCCCUCAUCAACGGCAUCGCCUCGCACGUCCACGACUACGACGACACACACCUCGAGACCAUCAUCCACCCGACGGGGCCCGUGGCGAGCGCGCUGCUGGCCCAGGCCGAGGCGCUGGGCAAGCCCGUGGCGGGGGACGACUUCAUCCUGGCUUUGGUGGCAGGCAUCGAGGCCGAGUGUAAAGUCGGAUUGGCGGUGUGGCCGGACCAUUAUGAUAUCGGCUGGCACAUCACAUCCACCACCGGCUCGAUUGGCGCCGCGGUGGCCGUGGGCAAACUGCUCACCCUGACGACGGAGCAGAUGGCCCACGCCAUCGGCAUCGCCGCCACGCAGGUGACCGGGCUGCGCGAGAUGUUCGGGUCGGACACCAAGUCGUUCCACGUCGGGCGGGCCGCGCAGAACGGGCUGAUGGCCGCCGUGCUCGCGCAGAAGGGGUACACGUCGUCGCCCACGGCGCUGGAGGCGAAGCGCGGCUGGGCCAAGGUGGUGAGCACGACGCAGGACCUGGACGGCCAGAUGGCCACGCUGGGCAGCCGAGACGGUGGCGUGUGGGAGACAGCCAAGAACUCGUUCAAGCCCUUCCCCUGCGGCAUCGUCGUGCACCCGAUCAUCGACGCGUGCAUCCAGCUGCACGCCGACAUGCAGCGGCAGGGGCUGGCGGCCACGCAGAUCAAGCACGUCCAGUGCACGGUGCACCCGCUCGUGCUGGAGCUGACGGGCAAAAAGACCCCGCAGGACGGCCUGCAGGCCAAGUUCAGCGUCUACCACGGUGGCGCGGUCGGGCUUGUGCUGGGCAAGGCGGGGCCCGCGCAGUACGACGACCGUGUGGUCACGAGCAACGAGAUCGUCGCGGUCCGGGACCGGAUCGACGCCACGGCGGACGCGGGCCUGGGCGCCGACGAGGCCGUGAUCGUCGUCGAGUUCGACACCGGUGCCACCACGCUCACGAAACACGUCAAGCACGCCGUCGGCAGCCUCGAGGUGCCCAUGACCGACGCCCAGUUGCUCGACAAGUUCGUCGACCAGGUCACGCCCGUGCUGGGGCCUGAGGGCGCGAAGAAGGCGAGCGACGCGGCGUGGGCGCUUCAGGGGGUCGCUGAUGUGUCUGUGCUGGCCAAGGGGUUAUAA